Molecule: messenger RNA, 4930 nt
Organism: Punica granatum (pomegranate)
Lineage: Eukaryota; Viridiplantae; Streptophyta; Magnoliopsida; Myrtales; Lythraceae
Source: RefSeq, a predicted model, not a curated record
CUCUUCAUCUCCCUCCGUCGUCGUCUUCCCUCUCAAGCUUACGCAGCACAGAGCUUUUGCUCUCUCUCUGACAAUGGUGUUUCUGCGCCAACAAGGGUCUUCAAAAAAACGGCAGUCCUCCUUCACCUCUCCCUUUCCUCCACCGAAGGUCCCCAAACCCACCGCCGCCGCCUCAGCCGCCUGCGAGCGGCCGUUACCGCUUCAACAGCCACCGGAUGGAGCUCCUGAGGCCUCUGCGGUGGAAAAAGCUGUGGCAAUCUUGGCAGAUGCAGGCUGCACUCUCAUAAACCCCGCGGGCCCACCAUGCCUUCCCUCCGAUCACCAUAAGUUCCGCGCCCAUCUCCAGCAGACGUUCACUGCCACUUCACUCCGCUCAGACUUCCUCGCUGGCUUCUCGGCUCACAUUGAGUCCCCGGAGAACCUACACAGGGCCCUUGCCCCAUCAAAUCCAGACGGCUAUUACAUGCCGAGAAGCGACAGCUUAGUUCGGAACCUGUUAUUGGUCCCUUCGAUUCAAUUAGACAUUCAAAACAUGCUUCUUGAGAAACUUCCCGAGUAUUUUGAAGUAAAUUCUGGAGCCUCUGGGACUUGUCUGUCACUCGGGAAUGACAUUGCUAGGCUUAUAAUCAAUCACUUCCGAUGGCUCGAUUUUAUCAUUGACUCCGAUGGGUUUAAUGAUAAGCUGAUGCAAGUCCUUUCUAUUUGCCCUUUACACCUGAAGAAGGAGAUCAUCGGUUCGUUGCCUGAGAUAAUUGGUGAUCAGAACCACAAGGUUGUGGUGGAUUCUCUUGAACAGAUGCUUCAGGAAGAUUCAGCUAUCAUUGUGCCCGUGCUCGACUCUCUUUCAAAUCUUCAUCUGGAUGAUGAGUUGAAAGAACAGGUUAUCACAAUAGCAUUAUCUUGCAUUAGAACCGUUGAUGGGGAGCACAUACCUUAUCUACUAAGGUUUUUAUUGCUAUCUGCCACACCUGCAAAUUCUCGAAGAAUAAUCUCGCGAAUUCGUGAGCAGUUGAAGUUCAUCGGAGUUUCUAACCAUUGUGCAUCACAAAACAAAAAUAAAUUGAAGGGAAAGUGUCUUGUGGGGAACACAGAUGCUUCUGUCCUGGACACACUGAGAUCAGGUCUACGCUUUAAGAACAUUCUCUGUCAAGAAAUUGUAAAAGAACUUAGCUGCCUCAAUAGGCCACAGGAUCACAAAGUUAUUGAUAUUUGGCUUCUGGUUCUCAUCUACAUGAAUGGUGAGAGUUCCAAAAAGAGUAUAGAGAAUAUCUUCAAGAAGAAAAUUAUUGAUAAUUGCAUUCAGGAAGUUAUGAUUGAUCAGUGCAUCCAUGGGAAUGCAAACCUAAUGCAGGAUUAUUUUCCUACAUUUCUCUCUAUAACGGAGUAUUUAUUGACUUGCAAAGAGCCAAGGGUGAGGCAGUUUGGGAUUCAUAUGUACACCAGUUUGUUUGAAGAAUUUGUUGAUACUUUUGCAAGACAGGAAAUUCUCGGAGCAUUAGUAACCCAUGUAGGAUCUGGUGUUAGAUUUGAAGUGACUGCUGCUUUGGAGACCUUGAAAUUGCUGGUUUCCAAGUAUUCCAUGGACUUGAUCCCACUUUCUUCACAUAUAAAUGGUAUUUUGGAUUAUCUGGAAGCAUUUAGCAUUGAAAAUCUCCAGAAGGUUUAUGAGGUUUUUAGCCAGUUAGCCCUGUCAGCUAAUUCGAGAGCAAAUUCUUUUGGAUCCUCCGUGGCCAAUGAGCUUAUGAUGAUAGUCCGCAAGCAGUUGAACCACAGUGAUGUGGCUUACAAGAGGAUGGGUUUGAUUGGAACUUUGAAAAUCGUAUCCUGCUUGGGUGAUACAAACCACGUUGGUUGUUCAGAACAGAAAUCCAAUAUCAAGGAGGCCCUGGAACUUUUGCAAACUUCCUUGGACUCCAGUAAAGGAAUGGUUCCACUGCUGAUCCUGUUUUAUGAUGAGAUGACUAUCAUGUUGGAUAGGAGAGAUCUUCAUUCAUCAAUAUUAGAAUGGAUUGGUAAACACAUAGGAGAGUUUGAAUCAAUCUUUCUGUUCGAUCUCGAAGGUGGGCAGCUGCCUUCUAAAGAUUCACAUGGCGGUUUAGAAGGGGAAUUAUGGAUGAACUUGGAUGGUGAUAUAUCUCCCAUUUGCGUUAACAUUUUUCCCUUAGUUUUCUCAUCAUUCCAUCCAUCUUUGACAGAAAUUCUACCAGCCAACUUUCGUCUGCUAACCACAAUUGAGAGAUUAACUAAUCAAGGAUCUCUCGGUGGGAUAGAUGCUCUCCUUGGAUGCCCUUUACACCUUCCUUCUCCUAAGUAUUUCUCAAGAGCUGCAUGGGAGUCUCUUACAGGGAAGGAAAAGCAUAUGGCGUGUCUUUCUCUAUAUUAUGCUGCCAAUUGGAUACGGGAACUGCUCAACGCCUUCUGUACUCAAGUUGCUGGAAAAUUUGAGUGCACAAGUCAGACUACAAAGGAAGAUAUAAUUACAAAGCUGCUGAAGCGUCUGAGAAACCUAGUAUUUCUCGAGAGCUUAUUAAAUAAUUUGCUGAAGUCUUGUCCAAUAUCACUGCCUGAGCUCCACCACUGCCAUUUGGAGCAUUCAGGACCUUCUUCUAUAAAGCAUACUUAUGCAUUUGAAUGUCUGGAAAAGAAUGCGACAAAGAAAAUACAUGACACUAGCUCAUCGAAAAUAAGGAAAAAUAAAAGGAUGGCUAAGUCUCAAACGAGCUCUGGUACUGAUGGGAAACUGAGGCAGCCUUCUAUAUUGGACAUGUUUAAAAAGGCAGGAGCUGUGACUAGCCAAGAAUUGCCAAAUGAGGAUUCUGCAAGUCCUUCCUCAAAAACAGGGACCUCAGAAUCAGCAGAUCAGAAUCCUUCUGACUACAACGAGACUGAACUAGAUGUUUCUGCAGCUACCAAAACUUUUGAUUUGCAAAGAUUCAAGUUCCGGCCCUUGCAUCUUCACUGUUACUCCAUUUUGACGUUUUCAAAGAACCAAGAUUCGUGUUGUUCAGACCCUGUGGCAGAGCUUCCCCUAUAUCUUUACCUCCUGAGAGAUCUUCAGUACAAGCUCGAUAUUUUCACCAUCUCGGGCAAAGAGUCUAUCGCAGCCCCUGAUUAUGCUGGCACAACAUUGCACGAAUUUUUCAAGACAAUUAAGCCGCUCUUUCCAACUCUGAAGAAGCAUCUCGACAAUGCCAUUCGUAUUCUCAGAGAAGGUGAUGAAAGCUGUCAAGCACAUUGGGAAAUGCAGUCUGUUGCUGCAGGAAAUCCUUCUUUUCCCAGCGCCAUUCUCUCGAAGACUUCAUCAUCUUCUUCAUUCAUUAAGGAAGCGCUUCAUCUCUUCUUCAAAAUGUUGAACCUCCCCAAUAUUCAAACAGAUGCAAACCUCCUGUCAGAUCUGUUGAGUGCAUUUCAGCCCAACGUAGUACCAGAUAAUGCUUUUUCAGGAGUGGAGCCCUGUCCCUUGCCUAAUAGCAUUGAAUAUCUAUAUCAUGGUGCCUAUUCAUAUCUUGAGAACUUUCUGGACAUGGAAUAUUCUCUCUGUUUUAUGGUGACCUCAGAAGCUCUUCUUACUCUGGAAUCACUCUCAAGCUUGCCCCAGAAACUCACACGCAAACCGGGGGAAAAUGGUAAAAACUUGAAGUUAGGAUUUCCAGAAAGUGUACUUCUGAACUUGCGCAGGAGGCUUGGAGUUUCUGCUGAGAAGCUUCUGAAAAGUCAUUGGGAUGCCAAGAACACUGAGGAUGGUUUGAAGAGCAAAGGAGAAAGAUUACAGAAGAUUCUGCAUAUCUACUUGGAGAAUAGUGACUCCACUUUGAAUUUGCUAAACGAUGUUGCCUGCUCUAUCUUGCCUCAGGCUUCAUACGGAACAGCCGAUGAAGAGGUUCAUCAUGGCUUCGCAACUUUAUGUCCUGCUACUUAUCUUGUGUGGUACCGGGUAUUGCAUGAAGUUAAUCUUGCCAUACUUAAUACUUUGGUCAAAGAUGUUCUGUCCGGUAAACCAAUAGCUACUAUAGGAAGUGAAUCCACUAAAGAACUUCUCUUGAAGCUACAGCUAUCUGUAAAUGUCAUGGUAUCCUUAGUCAAUAUGUGCCGAACCCAUGACAAGGUAACUCUGCAUGCGAUGGCUGUUAAGUAUGGAGGAAAGUUCAUAGAAUCCUUUCUGAAAGUCUUCGACUUCUUACAGGCCCAUUUCCGAGUCCAUAAUGAACUUGUGAUCCAAUUAGUGAAAGAACUUCAGAAAGCCACAAGAACACUACAGACCCUCUGCUCUGAGGCAAAGGGCUUGAAACAAAUGGCUAUCACCAGCAAAGUUCCUGCGACAAAGAGAUCGUUGGAGCGCUUUGUUUUUCGAGUCAAAGCUCUUCUCCUUGCAUCAGCAAGUGGAUGCACCUUCUGGAUGGGCAAUUUGAAGCACAAAGACCUAACAGGUCAGGUGGUUAGUUCCCAGGCUUAUUUAGAUGAGCAAAGUGGAAAUGCUGAUGAAGAAGAUUCAAGGGAAGUUGCUGAGGAUGAUGAAAAUUCUAUCCCAAACAACGACGAUGAUAAAGAAACAGAAUAAAUGAAGAAUUUAGUCCGGAAUGAUGAAAUUUCUAUCCUGAAUGAAGAGGGUGGAGUUUCUAAGCCCCAAGAAGGGCUCCCGAAAAACCGGUCAACACCAAGUAAGAGUUCAGUUGCCUUGCUUUAUGUGCUCUAUAGACGAAAGUUCAAGCAACUGCAAGUAAUAUUAUAGCAUCCACCUGCCAUUCUUUACCUAAGUUGAGUACCUCUUGAACUAAUUAGUACUUGAACUGUUUCGAUAUGCCCCAUGUUCUCGAUAAUGUAUAUAGCUGCCCCUUCUUUCUUAUACCUAAUGGUUUGAAAUGUAAAUACUACUGCAAAGUCAUGUGUAUAUGGACGAAUCUGAAGCUUAUAUAUAGUUAUUUACUGUUCA